This is a messenger RNA of Dreissena polymorpha, 7434 nucleotides long. RefSeq names its product acid phosphatase type 7-like. NCBI's taxonomy places the organism in Eukaryota, Metazoa, Mollusca, Bivalvia, Myida, Dreissenidae. Bases 319 to 2034 code for a protein of 571 amino acids. The record is from RefSeq and is a predicted model, not a curated record. Gene Ontology annotation, molecular function: acid phosphatase activity; metal ion binding. The transcript has 9 exons.
UCGACUAUGUCUAGAUCCAGAUGUUGCCGUCUGCAUAGUUGUAUUUGUGUUUAUUCUUCGACGUAAGCGUGGCGUGUUGAAUGAUAAAUUUGGUGAAGUUUGAUACAUACAACAUUAGUUCAUUUAUUUAGUAAUAGAAUACAAUGAUUUUUCGUUUCGCUUUGAACAAAAUGCUGACAUAAAAUUAGUCACAAAGUGAAAGUAGAAUUUAUUUAACUUUGAGCAAUUGAGGUAGAGAAGUUGUGAAGAAUAAACCAACAUAAAAAUCAGUUGGAUACACUCACUUAUUGAUAUUACUGUUAUUAACUAAAAGCAAUUAUGGGAAUGCGACUUGUUCUGUGUAUGCUCAUUCAGCUUUCUACUAGGAUAAUGUGCCAAAAUACUGACAAAAACAACAUCGAUGUGGAAUUGGACAAAGUACAAUGCAAACCAGAGCAGGUGCACAUUGCCUAUGGAAACAGCUUGACGGAGAUGGUGGUGAUGUGGACAACCCCAGGGCAGUGUGAGUCCCAGGUGUGGUAUGGCUCCGGGCCCUGGGAUAUGACAGAAAAAGUGCACGCUACUAAAGAGACCCUCUCGUACCUCGAGCCAACGAAAGCGCCAAAAUACAUAUACAGGGCACUUUUGAAUAACUUGGAGCCUGGUAAGACAUACUACUACAUGCCUGCCAGUAACGAUGUCACCAAUGAGCCAUUAUACUUCAAGACGCCACCUGCUGGUCCGUCCUGGUCCCCUGAGUUCUUGAUAUAUGGAGACCUAGGCAUCCACUCCAAGAGUUUGGCCUUACUGGCACAGGAAGCGAUGCAUGGGAAAUAUGAUGCUGUGCUGCACAUUGGUGACUUUGGAUACAACUUGUAUGACAGCGUUCCUGAUGGGCAAUAUAUGGGAGAAAAUGUGGGUGACAUUUUCAUGCGACAGAUCGAGGAGAUUGCUUCCCAUGUACCUUACAUGACUGCACCUGGAAACCAUGAGAUUGAACCCAGUGAAGAUUUCAAGCAGUAUGGUGUUCGCUUCUCCAUGCCUAACACAGAUUGGCCCAUUCCUUUGACCAAGAUAUGGUACAGCCUUGAAAUUGGACCAGUCCAUUUAAUUAGCUACUCUUCGGAGGUGUUCUUCCUUCAAGACAAGCGCUACAUUGAGGCCCAGCGUCAGUGGUUAACUGCAGACCUUGAGGCUGCAAACAAGAACCGACCCUCUACCCCAUGGAUCAUUGCCCUUGGGCAUCGUCCAAUGUACUGCUCUAAUAAUAACUCGGACGAUUGCAGGAAGAAUGAUUCCUUGGUCAGACUAGGAUUGGAGGACAUGUUCUUCAAGUAUGGGGUGGACCUUGUGAUCCAGGCCCAUGAACACUCGUACGAGCGACUGUGGCCCAUGUAUAAGGGCGUGGUCCUUGCAGAGAACUACACCAACCCACGGGCUCCCAUACAGCUGAUCACGGGUUCAGCUGGGUCAAAACAUGGGGUCGAUACCAUGAUGGCUUUGAAUGAAACUUGGUCAGCUUUUCGUAUGGAUGACAAGGCCCUGAACAGUUACGCUCGUCUCAAGGUGUACAAUGCAACAACUCUGUACUGGGAGCAGGUGGCUGUCUUUGGAGGGGCCGUGCUAGACUCUAUCUGGGUCACACAGGAAUCCCAUGGACCUUUCUCCAGUAGUGCCUUCCAGGGCGAGCAAAAAGUGAAAAUAGACGAGCAAAUUAAGGUGGACGAGCAGAACCUUGAGAAACACAAUCUGCGACAGAAGCCGGAGACAACUGGCGAUACUUUUAAGGAUAAGGUGUCUAAAGUUAUUCAAGGUGCUGAUAUUAAAGUGAUCAUAGGUGUGUCCUUUGCUGUGUUCAUACUGGUGUUCUUGUUGGUUGUGUGUAUUGUUCGUGCCUGCAGUGGCCGGAGGACUAAGUCCUACAGGCGCUGGGACAGUCUGGAUUACGGGAAAAAGUUUUACUCCAAUGUGAAGACUGACGACACAAACGUGGAUGAUUUUGAAGUGGAUGUGACUGAUGGUAGAUCAAAGCUCAUUGAUUCCAGCAGAGAUUGAAUCUCUGAAUCAUUAUAUAAUUUGUUUUUGUUGUCAUUUUUUUUAAUGCAAAUCCAUUUUGAUAUAUGUAUUAUCUGUGUUUGAAUAGUUGUAGAAAAAGGGCUGUACCAAAUAACAACAGUAAUUGUGGAGAUAUCUGGAGAUGUUAGGUUUAGUCCCCACCCUGGGAAUAUUCUCAAAAUCUUCCCUAAAUACCCAACUCAUAGGUCUAGGGAAUGAAUUGAAGUGUUUAAGUAAAGCCAUAAGCCACAUGCACUUGCUGCCUCCUUUUGUUAAACAAAUUCUUUUUUAUUUUGUUAAACCUUUACCACUUACAAAAGUAUUUUGACGCAUUUGUAGUCCCUUUAAAAGUUAAAUUUAAUUAAAGACCUUUCUUCCCAGAGAAUACUUUUUAAUGCACUAUUUCCGACCCUUAGAUACUAAUGAGCUGCAGACAGCUAUAAAUGCUGUUUGCACAUAGCCAUUUUCACUUUGCUUCUGAGCAGGAAAGGGUUAAAGUAAAUAAUAAUAAAUGACAAACGACAUAAUACCUAAUACAAAUGUUUGUUUGUCAUGUCUUGAAACAAAAAUCUAUAAUAAUAAAUGACAAACGACAUAAUACCUAAUACAAAUGUUUGUUUGUCAUGACUUGAAACUAAGAUCUGUAAUAAUAAAUGACAAACGACAUAAUAGCUAAUACAAAUGUUUGUUUGUCAUGACUUGAAACUAUUAACUAUUUAAAUUUUAUUAGCAUCGCAAACCCUGUUUUUUUUAUGCCCCCCGCCCAAAUUUUUGGGGGGGAGCAUAUAGUCGCCGCUUCGUCUGUCUGUGUGUCCGUCUGUGCACAAUUUUUGUCCGGGCCAUUUCUCAGGAAUUAAUGACCGGAAUUCAAUUAAACUUUAUGGGAAGCUUCACUACCAAGAGGAGAUGUGCAUAGUAUCAGCCGGUUCUGGUCGGAUGAUUUUUUUACAGAGUUAUGGCCCUUUGAAAUUUUCCAUUAACUGAAUUCUAAUCUUGUCCCCCCAACUACUGUACAAUAUUGUGACAAAAAAACCUUUGGGGAGCAUCACCCAUCUGCGAAGGUUUCUUGUUUGUUUAGAAAUGAUGUGCCUGAAAUAUUAACUAUGAACUUCAUAAUGCUUCAUAUGCCCUAAGACUAUUAAAUUCUGCUACACUUGCCUGCUAAGAUUCAUGGUGUUUUGGAAAAUGUUUAUUCUGUAUCUUUAUAAUACUUAAUAUAUGACAUAACCUCAGUUGCGUUUCUAGAAAUGUACGAGUUGAAUGAUUUUGAGUGUAAAACAAUAUAUAUAUAAUACUCAAAUUCCAGACCCAUAAAAAAGUAGAUGAAAGAAAGAUCCCUAUUUUGUCAAUUUUAUCUUUAAACAAGUAAGGCUCGAUUGGUCAUUGUCGGCUCGGGUACUACUUACAUAUACCCCGGGUACUUUUAAGUAUACUUACAUGUACCCCGGGUACGGUAAAUAUACUAAAAGAUUAGUUUAAUCACAGCUGUUGAGGUAAUGUAGGAACAGCUGUGAUUGUUGUUGAAAAGCUCCUAAGGGGAAGGGAUUGGUUUAAAAGUGACAAUAUCACAUUAAAUUUGUCAGUGUCAAAGUACUUAACUGCUUAUAAUAGUUGACCAUAAAUGGCCUAAGUUUGCUGCAAGUUUUUAACACUAUACUAUUCAAACAACAACAUUAAACAUGCAACAGUCAGACUGAAGAGAGGAAUUAGAUGAAAAGCUUGGGAAAAUCUUCAUGCGUAUUACUCACAAAAAUCUCAGAAAUCUGAUACAUUGUUAGUUUUUACAUGGAAACUCAUUUUGCCUUGUGGUUUAUUUGCUUUGUCCUCACUUUAUGAGAUUAUUAUUAAAAACUUGUACAUGUAUUUAUUCUAACUUUUAGAGUUUUUUGGUAAUGAGCAUGUAUCUUAGAUGUAAUAUCUUUGUAUGAGGUAUCUCAUAUUGACGUUUAUGGUCUUAUAUGAGCCGUGUCAUAUGAAAAUGGGUCAUAUGCUAUAUGGGCCCAGCGAAUCUCCAGGCCAGACAGGGCAUUAGCACAGUCUGGUCAGAAACUACCCUGUCAGUUUAUUAGACCAGGAAACAUUUCAUGACUUUAUACCGGACAAGGCCACUCCUGCGCAGACUGGUCUGAAACUACUCUGAUGGCGUAUUGAACUAUACCUAUUUUCACAUGAUACGACUCAUAUGUAGAUAUGCCAGCUUGAAACUUGCAGUUUUGUUGUAGUGGCUUACUGUUCUACUUGUACAUGCAUUUAUGUGUGUUCCUAUUCAUGUAUCAUGAAGGUUGUGGCAUGUUUUGAAAUCAUAUUAUGUUCUUACAUUGAGAACGUCAAUACACUACCUUUACUUGUGUUUUAGUGAUUAUGUGUACAUGUAAAUUAAAACACAGAUUGUUGGUUUACAUUGAUCUUUUGCACUGGCCUGCAUUCUGUACUGAAUUUUGUAGAAUGAAACAAAAAUAAGACAAGACAUACUUAUGAAAAGUUUGUGUUUCAGAUAUUAUAUCACACUCAUAAUGUUUGAGUCAUUUUGAUUUCCUGUGGAUAGUCACACAUUAUUUGAAAUAUGAAUUUACAUUUACAUUUAUAUGAGUGAUGUUCUGACUGACUUCUGGAAUGUUUUCAUCACACAGGUAACCAUCUUGUUUGUAGGUUUUGAUUGUGUGGUUUAGUCAUUUUGACUGAACCUCUGAACUGAAAAAUGUAAAGUAAAGAAUUUGGAGUGUUAUAUAGAGAUAUCUAUCUCUAUAUGUAUAUAUAUAUAUAUAUAUAUAUAUAUAUAUAUAUAUAAAUCACUACCGGUAUUUGGAGUGUUUUAUAUAUAUCAAUCACCAAUGAAAAACUUUAACAAUGAGACAAUAUAUGCUUGGUCUGAGGUUUGACCCUACAACAAUACCGCAGAGGCUGUUUGGGAAAGUAACUCCAUGACACAAGUUUGUAAUAUACAUUAUUUAUAUGGGUUAUACUUCUCAAAUUAUAAUCAUGUAACUCUGAUUCAAUGGAAUCUCAGAAUGGUAAGACAUAAUUACCUGACAUGAGUCUGUCUGUCAAAAAAUAAGUUGUGCAAUUUGUUUCCUUUUGACAGCUUUCUAAUUAUGUUUAAAAACAAUAGUUUUUGCAUGAAUAUUUCCUUGAUCUCAAAUGUUCAUGACUACUUUGCAUAUUCUGGGUUGUCAUUAUUGACAGAUUUCCAAUCAAAUUUGUUGGAAAAUCAUUCCAGAACCUUACAAAUUGUUAUUUGUAUCUAAACAUGGAAACCCCAGAGAUAGACCAAAUCAAUAAGGUCAGGGGCCGUAUUCCAGAAGCAUCGUAAGUUAAAUUUUAUUCUUAUCCUUAAAUUGAGAAAUGUUCUUAUGCGUUUCAUUACAUAUUGCAAUAGAUUAGCAUCAAGAUAUACAUUUAAAUAACAUCAUUAUGCGAAUGUUAUUUUAGGAAUACCAAAAAAAACCAUAUGUUUCCUUAUUUACUAAAGAAAUACAAAACAUUUUAAUUUUUAACUUAAGUGAAAUUAUUUAAGAAAUGACUUAAAAUGGUUGUGGAAUACGACCCCUGGACAACUGUUUCAUUUAGUUACAACAAUCCUGUAUUAAAAUGGAGAUAGUGUGUCGCAAGCACACACAAAACACAUUUUUAUUUGGAGUUAAUUUUUAUGUCCCCCUCCACUAUACAUGUAGUGGGGGACAUAUUGUUUUUGCCCUGUCUGUUGGUUUGCUUGUGUGUUUGUUUGUUUGCGCCAACAUUUGCAAUAACUUUUGCAAUAUUGAAGAUAGCAACUUGAUAUUUGGCAUGCAUCUGUAUCUUAUGGAGCUGCACAUUUUGAGUGGUGAAAGUUCAAGGUCAAGGUCAUCCUUCAAGGUCAAAGGUCAAAUAUACAGCUUCAAAUCGGCGCAAAAGGGGACAUGGUGUUUCUGACAAACACAUAUCUUGUUUAUUUAUAAAUUAUUUUUAAGAUUGUUUAAUGCAAUGUUUUGGUGGUGGUUUUUGUCAUGUUUCAUAUGUUGAACUGAAAUGUUUUCUUCAUUUAGAGACUUGCUGUCUGUUCUGCAGUGACCCCGUAAAGAAUGCGAUAGAUGUACGAAAAGGAACAAUCCUCAUAAAAUGUUCUGAACUUUGUUAAGAGUAUAACUUAGAGUUUUAGUAAGCGUAAUAUGCGUGAAAUAUAUCAUCUCAAUGAAAGUUCACAUUAAGUCUACAAGUUAAGUUGCUCAAUCAAACUUAAAUUUUAUAUAUGGGCAAUGCUCUCUGAAAAAAGGGUUUAAUGCAUGUGCAUAAAGUGUCGUCCUAGAUCAGACACUUUCCGCCUAAACUGUAAUUUUGCUAAGAAGAGACUCUCUGUAAACAAAAAAAUACCAUACAAGGAGAAAGUGUCGUCUCUGUUCAGACUGCACAGGCUAAUCUGGGACGACACUUAACGCAUAUGCAUUAAACCCUCUAUUCACAGGGCAUGGCCCAUAUGCAGUUUGUCAAUAGUCUUUCUGGAGUUAUUAGUAUUUGUGUCACUUUCUACACAGAUUACCUUAAACAAGAUUACAAUCACAUUGACUUGCAAUUUGUUUUUGAAAAUUAAUGCGCUUGUUUUUUCUUCAAAAUCUUAUACUUCCAUAAUUGCUGGAAGAAUUGCAUUUUAAAUUUCACCCCUUUAUAUGAGGUACAUUUAAAAUAAAUGAAUUUGGGCCCUUUUUUCUUCCAAAUAUGUCAUGACACAUCAGUUUGACACAUGCAGGUUUGGUUUUCGCUUUGAAGCAAAUAAUGCACAUACAUGUACAACAAUUUUUUAAAUGUUAAACACUUUUUUCAACAAGUCCUGUUAAGUUAAGAUUAAUAUGUAUGGUGUUAAGCAAAUGCAGGUAUUAAAAAUCUGUAUGUAAACAUUCCGUUUAUUGAAUUUUUGUCUUAGUUGUUAUUUGCUCGGCUGUUUUCGGAGAAAACCCGAGGUAUUGUCAUAGCCAGCUCGAUGUCUGCCGUCCGACGUCAGCCGUCCGCUGUAGGCGUUGUGCUUAAACCUUACCAUUGGCUCUAAAAUCAAAGUGCUUCCACCUACAACUUUGAAACUUCAUAUGUAGAUGCACCUUGACGAGUUCUACACGCCACACCCAUUUUUGGGUCAAAGGUUAAGGUCACUGUGACCUCUAAUAUAAAACUUUAACAUAGGCUCUAUAGUCAAAGUGCUUCCACCUACAACUUUGAAACUUCAUAUGUGUAGAUGCACCUUGAUGAGUUCUACACGCCAAACCCAUUUUUGGGUCACUAGGUCAAAGGUCAAGGUCACUGUGACCUCUAAAAAACAACAACAUUUUCUGACAAGCUUUCGCAGCCGAGCGUGGCACCCGUUAUGCAGUGCUCUUGUUUAAUUUCAUUUCAGUGACAUUGUUGAAUUCAAUAAAAAUAUAUUUAUAAUAUAAA